Molecule: messenger RNA, 1169 nt
Organism: Gossypium raimondii (Peruvian cotton)
Lineage: Eukaryota; Viridiplantae; Streptophyta; Magnoliopsida; Malvales; Malvaceae
Exons: 5
Coding region: 405-977 (190 amino acids)
Source: RefSeq, a predicted model, not a curated record
UUCAAUUACAUCACCAUCAUCGUCGUCUUCUUCUUCUAAACCAAAAUUCCCAAUUCGUUUUCUUUAACAAAAAAACUGAAACAAAAUCUCUCUCUUUGGUAGCUUCAGCAAACUCAGUUCAUUUGACACCAUAUAUGUCAGUUAAACUACCUGUCUUUUUUUUCAACAAAGAACAAGAGUUGGUUUUUUUUUUUUUGCUUCGUUAAACAGGUUUGGUUGAUUCAUAUAUUCAUAUACAUAUAUACAUGCAUAUAUAUGUGUGUGUGUGUUCAAAGUUUUUUUUUAAUUCUUAUUUUAUAUUUCAACCAGGUGUUAAUUAAGUCUCCCCAUUGGAAAACGCAAUAGAAUCUCUCUUCUAUUAUUAUAUUUUAUUAUUAAUUUCCCUCCAUUUUCCCGAGAAUAUUAUGGCCAUGACGGAAAAUCCAAAGUUGGAUUUCGUAUCUUCCUACGAUGGUGGUGGGUCGGAAGAAAGGAUAUCCACACAAAAGAAUUCGGGUUCGGAUCAUAUCAAUGGAGAUAAUAAACCCGAUAGUUUUGUUAUUGAUAUUGAAAGUUUCUCUCAUGGAGGAUCCAAUAUUAAAGAAGCCAACCCACAUUCAAGAAUCACAAGAAGCCUUUCUCGCAAAGGGUCUCAGAGAGGUGAUAGAGAUUCUUUUGUUUCCAACUCUUCUUCUUCAUCAGGAGGGUCGCCGGAAAAGCUAAUGGCGGUGGCGGAAGAGUUCACCGAUCAUUUAAGCAAUCCACAAGUCCAUCAUCAGCUCAUUAGUAUGACAUCUGGUAAUAAUAUCACAGCAGCAACUGAAAGUAGAUCCAACUUAAGGAGAAAUAGUAUCAGGCGAUCUCCUCCACCAUGGCUAUUUGAUCCCAAGAGGAUUCUCAUGUUCUUUGCCACCUUGUCGAGCAUGGGUACAAUUUUGCUGAUAUACUUCACAUUGACAAUUAGCCGAACAAAUGCAGAUGAGAAUGCUUUAGAUUAAGUGCGUAGUUAGGAACCAUACUCUCUCGCCAACCUAUUAGGCUGAUUAAAAUGUAUGUUGCUAUAUGUAGCACACACAUGGGAGUUUAGUUCAUGCCCGACAAAUAUAAAUGGGUGCAAGUGGUUGAUUGUGAGUGUUUUCUUCCUUUCUUUAUUAAGAAAUAUGUUUGCUGUUGAUGAGAAUUAUAUACCA